AUGGUACAGUUCCACCCGGUGGAGCUCACAAAGGGCUUUAAGGCCGCGAAAGCACUAGCCGAUGCCUAUACAUGGGAAGAGAAGUUGGGAGAAUUGGUAAAAGGUGAAACAUCAAAAGCUGUGGUAGAAGUGCGCCAUUUCGAUGAUGUCAGCUUCGGCGAGCUCAUCCAUAACCUGAAGAGUGACAUAGCGCUUGAAAUCGAGCAUCAAAGCCUUCCCUCAGAUCGGACGCUCGAUCCGAAAGUCAAGGCGACCUGGGUGGCCACCGCGCGAAAGGUCUGUGGCUAUCGCGUGCUGAUGCGCUGGAUUGGUUGUGAAGAAGACGAAUCGGAGCACGACUUUUGGGUCAACUUUUGCUCAGCUGACAUUCACCGCAUCGGAUGGACGAGCGAGAACCGGCCCAAUGGCGCUUUCUACAUUCCGCCUCAAUUCUUAUUCGAUCGAAGGACUGAUUGGCCAUCAUUUUUUGUGGAAAAGUUGUCGCCGCUUCGCACUGUGGUGCGUCAGUUCGAAACCUUCAAGCGCCAGGUCACCAAGUGCAAGCUACAGGUUGGCGAACGGGUCGAACUUCUCGACAACCAAGUGUCCACUCGGGUGCGCCCAGCUACAGUCGUUAAGACCGUUGGCCGCCGCGUUUGUCUUACGGUGAAAUCUACUGAUUGCGACGGCAAGCAUGACCCGCAUGCUGAAGACAUAGGCGAAGAGCGUCAGUAUGAAAGCGACUUCUGGUGCGACCAGUCGUCCUACUUCAUCUUCCACGUCGGUUGGGCCCAUCUCAACGACUACACCUUGUACGCGCGCGACGCAUACACUAAACACGCCGCCGAGGUAGCUGGCGCGCUUUCCAAGGGAGUUGAGCCAGACUGGAGUGGAUCGGAUGUGCGGCCUGAGACGGUGAUGGAGUGGACGGAAUCGAGCGAUCCGAAGGCGGUUCAGUUCGACGUCGGCAUGAAAUUGGAGUUGCUCGACCCGCUCGACACUACGUUCAACCAGCUGAAGGUCGCCACCGUCAUCAACAUCCUCAAGCGCGGCUACAUCGUCGUUGGAGCUGAUGGCGAUGACCAGGAGCGCGAGGCCAUCCCCUUCCACUGCACCUCCAACUUUCUAUUCCCAGUCGGCUACGCAAAGAAGUACGGAAUUAAACUCGUGCCACCAAGCAAUUCCGACGCCAAGAAAUUUGACUGGAACAGCUACCUGAAGCAAACCCAGGCGAGCGCUGCGCCCGAGUUCCUCUUCCCGCACGUCCCAUUGGCCGCUGAGAUGGCUGAGAAGUUUCCGAUUGGUGCGUCGCUGGAGGCGUCCGACCUGAACGAGUCGCAGCUAAUCUGCCCGGCCCACAUCGUCGCCAUCAAGGGACGAUUGCUGGAGAUUGGCUACGAUGGAUGGGAUUCCACCUACAACCAGCUGUUUGAUUAUCGGUCUCACGACAUCUUCCCCCUGGGCUGGAGCGAGGCGCACGGCUACAAGCUCGAACUACCCCACGGAUACCAAGAGCCGUCAAAGAAGAAGCGCAAGCAC
Messenger RNA from Mesorhabditis spiculigera, 1518 nucleotides. NCBI's taxonomy places the organism in Eukaryota, Metazoa, Nematoda, Chromadorea, Rhabditida, Rhabditidae. The record is from the annotation of a GenBank genome assembly.